Molecule: messenger RNA, 3393 nt
Organism: Porites lobata
Lineage: Eukaryota; Metazoa; Cnidaria; Anthozoa; Scleractinia; Poritidae
Source: the annotation of a GenBank genome assembly
AUGAACCCAGAUAGAGUAGAGUUUCCAACUAUUGAGGGUACAACCCCCAAGAUUUUCGCUGGUGUGAAGUACGACAUGAGGGAAAGAAGAACCCCGUGUCCAGAACCGGGUUCCACUAACAUUUACUUGAGAUUAAAGGAAUCAAAGCAAAGUGAAGGAGUAGCAGAAUACAAAGUCGGUUUUGUGAAAGGUGUGAGUGUAUUUCAUGGUAGGUAUUCAACAUGCAUGUGCGCAUUUACAGAUAUGGUGUGAAUUUAAUUCAUGAUUACCAUUUUCAAAAUAAUUUGAGAUGCUACAUUAGAUGGUGUCUGCUCUGAGUUGUGUUGAAGGAAUGAAAAAUAUUCGUUACUUUAUUUACUUGCGGGGAAAUCAUCAAAUAUAGAUUAAGUAAAAAACGUCCGUAAUGGUAGAAUAUGGAAAGAAUUCCGGCUACAAUGCAGGAUUAUGUAAGGAAAACAGCAUUUAAUAUGCUAGGAGAAGGUUGUGAUUGGCUUCAAACUUUCUGCUCCUAGUCGAGGAAACAACAAGUCAUGUGAGCUCAGAAUAUCCAAUCGUUUAUGACUGUACAACUUCUCGGAGCAUGCAGCUAGUGAGUCAGUGAUUGACACUUACCUUGCACUCACUGAUAGAGAAAAAUCUUUCCUCAGUUUCUAUUUUAAUGUCUAUCAAUCAUUCAGCUCUAUGCAAUUACCUACUGUCUUCCAAUACUGUUUUUGACAUGUACCUGUUUUCAAAUUUGCUACGAGUACAUUAACGCUCUUUCUGGUUUGACAUCGUAUAAACACUCUUCUUUGGAAUUGUCGAAACCACGCCCAGACAGGUCUCAUUAUAUAGGGACUAAAUAUAACAGAUACAUAUAUCCAGGACAACUAGAAUGCAAAUUAAAUGAAUACAAGGCAAGUCAGUCUCUUUUUUUCCUCUGAGACAUCGAAUCAGCUGCGAUACAGAAACAUUGAAAUUGCCUGCUCAAUCAUGGUGAGAACAUCUACCAUAAAAGGGAAUUAAGCUUUUUGAACUUAAUUUUCUUUAAAUUAAAGAUUUAGCCGGAGUAAUCAAUCAAUUAAAAUGGGUAUCAAUGAAAAUCGGUAUCAAUCAAGUGUUUUUUCAUUGACUGGUAACGAAAAUCGGUGAAAAAUCGGCUAAAUUGCUGUGUCAAAUCGAUAUUAUCGAUUUUUCAUGAUUUUAACGAUUUAUAGCGGAGGUCCGCCAUUGUUGUUUUUUGGGAUAAGUUAAAUAGUACAGCCGGCUGAGAAUGCACAUCCACGAGUAACAACUGAUCAACAAACAUGAAAAUGAGAAAUGUGGGAACUAUCACACACAUAAGUUUCUCUCUAAAAUUCUUUAUUUUGUACAUAAUAGAGAGGAGAACUUGCUAAGUCAUGUUGCCAUGGUAGCAAAAUUUUUGGAUGUCAAAAAAAGUGGAUCCGCACUGUUUCAAACUUCAUCGAUCUUGUUUACUUUCAUUAAAUUUGUCAAAUGUUGGCGAAAUUUUCUGGGUUAAAUCCGAAAGGAACGUAUGUAAGUUUAGAAAAAGAAAAACAAAAUUUUUGUGUUGUGGUCACCUACUCCAUAAAGCGGGCGCGUGAAAUUAGGAAGUUUCAUGUCGCGGUCGUGCAACAACGGCUAAGAAAUGUACAAAAAAGGGUGAUGCAGGUGCAAAGAUGUUUUUUUGCCAAUGUAAACCUAUUGUUUUUUUUGCUGUUCGCCGUCGCCGUUGCAAAAACUCCUUAUUGUUGUCAUCCAGAAAUUUUGCUACCAUGGUAACGUGACGUCACACUUCUCCUCUCUAUGACAGAAAUGGUUCCGUUUUUACAUUCAGCUCCCAGGGCACGUAUCACGGGAAGUACAACCUUAGAUAAAGAUUUUCUAAUUCCUUGCCUGAAUUUAAGACUUCCUCCUGAGUCGAAAUUCAGGCUAAACGAUUUACUUAGAUAGAUUUUCCCCAUUUUCUGUUAUUAACCGAUAUAAAGAGUGUGUCCAUGAGAGAACCAGGCAGGGUGUGAUUAUGCUUAAAUCACGGAUUUGCGGGAUGUAACUACACCCAGAACUACACCAACAAUAUUUUAAGAGGGUGGCACAUCUAAAUUGUGAAAACUGGGCGCCCAAAAAUUUUGCCAAAAUUCGCAACCAGAAAAGGAAUUCAAAACUGUUGUAAUAGAAAAGAUAAGAUAUUUUCAAAUGAUUUUUAAAAAAGAGUAAUAAUUGUUUGGUCCUUCGACUCUCAAUUGCAACUCAAUGGUCAACAAAUUUACCGGUUUGCAUGUAUUCAGUUUUUCCAAUACAAAUCGAUGAAAUAAUCUGUAAAGGGACCAGAUAAAUCGAUCAACGAAACAAGUGUGUCAUUGAAUUCUCCCGAUCGAUAAAAUCGAUAUCAAUCAAAUCAGAUUUAACGAUUUUUUUAUCGAUUUAUUUAUCGAUUGAUAAAUGGAUGCCGAUUUUUACCGAUUGACUACUCCGGGAAGACUAACUGCCUCAAUAUAAACUUUACAUGCAAUGGCGUUUGCCAACGGUUUUGCUCUUGGAAAUUUAGGCCCAAUCAGUUGCUUGAGAUCUCUGACAAAUCAAAUGGAGGACUCGCUUGCAGGAUACUGAUUCGAAACCCAACCGUUUUUAUUCCAGCACUGCUAUACCUUUCACUGAUCACAAAGCUAGUCUAAACAAUUCUCAUACGUUUAUUGCCUUUCCUUUCAAGGGUCUCCAUUCGAUGAUGAGAUUUGGAUAGGAGAAAGCAAAAACUGCGUGGUUAAAAACGAUGGAGGAAAUAACAAUUAUGUCAUCUAUCUUUCCGACGAGCGCGACUUUACUCACACGAUCAUUGAAGAUUCAGAAACGCUUGGCCAAAUAUAUCUCGUGAGGAAGCGAUAUUAUGGAGGAGGACAGUAUGAACAGCAUAAAAACGACGAUAUUGGAUUCGAUGAAGAAACUAAAACAAUAGUGACCUUCAUGAGAGACAGUCGAGGGAAGCAUAAGUUCACGGGACGAAUCAUAAUCAGACGUUCAAAACCAGGAAAUGUUGCUGAAAUGAAGCUAUACCUGGUUGAACCCAAAUCCUUAAUUAAAGUGCAGAUUAGAUGCAAGCUCAGAAGCUUAGAUAUCGAAGAACUUGGAUGCUCCUCUGAGCGCAGUCUUCAACAUUACAAACAAGCUUUUGGCUCGAAUAUAAACGAUCGACCUGUUCCAAGUGUCCCAUUCCAUUAUAGAUUUAAUACCAAUGUAGAAGCUGAUCCAAUUCCUGGGCUUUGGGGGAUUUUAUCAUCUCUCUCGGUGACUUUUUGCCUGCCGCUGUCCAAAAAUUCUCGCUGCUACUACCAGAGAAUUCCUUUAUUGCCCUUGAUGAUGAACUCAUGGAUGAGAUCGGCGACUGGGAGGCACAACGUGUCCUCUUUUAUCUGA